UCAGAUCCGGUAGCAAGUAGGUGAAUGUCAUUAGAGUAUGCAAUUUGCACAUUGUAGCCGUUCCACAUGUCGGCUUUGUGUGCUUUAAGUUCCUUUCAACGUUCAAUUUGGUAGACGUUACCGUGAGACUAUUCUAAAUGGAUGACACAUGAUUUCCUGUAACCGUACAGUAGUAACGGAUUGUGAUGCGUGUGUCCCUGAAACGUAAUUGUCAACGUGCUCCAGAUACUGGUUGUGUGGUCUGCAACGGUUACAAGUGACAUAGGAUGCGAGGACCGGCGGUUAAUGAAGGCAAGAUCGUAGCACCACUCUCCGGCUACAGUCGGCCCCCAUACGUUAGUCGAUUGUUUGCGCGUUGGAUCGUGUUGACCCUUAAGCAUGAGUAGAGGUACAGGAGCUGGAUAUGACCGUCAUAUUACCAUAUUUUCUCCAGAAGGGCGUCUUUACCAAGUUGAAUAUGCCUUUAAGGCAGUCAAAUCGUCAGGCAUCACUUCAAUCGGGGUGCGAGGCAGAGAUUCGGUAUGCGUUGUCACGCAAAAGAAAGUCCCGGACAAGCUUCUCGAUCGAUCGAGCGUCACGCAUCUCUUUGUUGUCACCAAGCGCAUAGGACUUCUAGCAACUGGGAUGACAGGCGAUGCCAAGUCGCUGGUAGCCGGCGCUCGAGCAGAAGCAGCAGAGUUUCGCUUCAAAAUGGGUUACGAGAUACCCGUUGAUUACCUCGCGAAGAGGCUUGCUGAUAAGUCGCAAGUGUACACUCAACAUGCGUAUAUGCGGCCUCUUGGAGUUUCUGCUAUGUUCAUUGGCAUGGAUGAUGAGCAUGGACCUCGACUGUACAAGUGCGAUCCCGCCGGCCAUUUUGUGGGGUACAAGGCAACCAGCUCCGGAGCAAAAGAACAAGAAGCCGUUAAUAUCUUAGAUAAAAAGUUGAAACACAACCCCCAGCUUUCAUACGAUGAAACUGUGCAAAUCUCACAAUUAUCAAAACAUUUCUUGGAACGUGGCAGACAGCUAUAUGCGCAUUGCAGAGUAUCUUGCUAGAAGACUUCAAACCUACAGAAAUUGAGGUUGGUGUGGUCAGCCAGGCCGAUCCAAAUUUUCGACUGUUGACUACAGAAGAUAUAGAUGACCACUUGACUUCCAUAAGCGAGCGUGACUGAUAGUAUCUUCCCGUCAAACUUUCCGUGUGCUUAUCAUUGUUUCAAAACUUCAGACCUUUACAAAAUCUUAAGGCAAACGUUACUUGAAGUUUCUCUUUAGCAAACUUGUCUCACUCUUAAUUAUUACUUCUCUUUCUUUGACGGAUAGAAGUGCAGAUUUAGAAGCCGGAGAAAAAACAUGGAUGUGUAUAUGCGUCAAAGUGGCACACAAACGAAGGGGUCACUCCACCGCCAUGCACUCACGAUAACAAGGGUACACAUGAGAUUGAAGUUCCUUGGGUGGGAAUUUUGCACAUUUUUCUCACUAGCAAAUGCUGACUCCUUCACGACAGAUUGGCAAUAAGACCACAAACUGACAGAGGGGAUGACGUUUAGGAAUUUGAGGCUAUUUUUCUAAUUGAUUUCGGAGGUUUGAGAAUCUCAUUUAUUUAUUCGUGCACUUGAUUUCCUUUGAACUGAACGUGUUGAGAAUGUGAUGGGGUUGUGUUGUUCUUCCCAAAGCUGAGUUUACAAAAAGCAUUACCCUCUCUGAUCCUCAGAGCACGGUCUGAAUCUGGGUCAUGGGGGGAGUGGAUCUGAUCAAUAGAAGAGUUCCCGAGGCUGCAGAUGUAACCAUAAUGGCUGUCCAAAAGAUGUCAUUCACCA
Physcomitrium patens is the source of this 1802-nucleotide messenger RNA. RefSeq names its product proteasome subunit alpha type-6. NCBI's taxonomy places the organism in Eukaryota, Viridiplantae, Streptophyta, Bryopsida, Funariales, Funariaceae. Gene Ontology annotation, cellular component: proteasome core complex; proteasome core complex, alpha-subunit complex. Gene Ontology annotation, biological process: ubiquitin-dependent protein catabolic process. The record is from RefSeq and is a predicted model, not a curated record.